ACUUAAACAGUCAUAGGUGAGUUGAUGAAUCAUAGCAAGAAUGUCGGUUCAAACAGAAAGAGGGAUCCCACUCUGCACGCUCAAUCCAAAGUUCCUUCACACCAACUCUACCAGCCACACCUGGUCCUUCAGUGCCAUUGCUGAGCUGAUAGACAAUGCCUACGACCCAGAUGUUAAAGCUAAAACGUUCUGGAUUGAUAAAACAAGAAUUGGAGGUCAAGACUGUCUUACUUUUAUUGAUAAUGGAGCAGGAAUGGAUUUUCACAAGAUGUAUAGAAUGCUUAGUUUGGGCUUCAGUGAUAAAAAGACAGUAAGGGGCCACGCCCCUGUCGGUAUGUAUGGCAAUGGAUUUAAAUCAGGCUCCAUGCACUUGGGAAAAGACGCCAUUGUGUUUUCAAAGAAGGGAGAGUCUAUGUGCGUAGGCAUGCUGUCCCAAACGUACCUUCAUGACACUCAAAUGGAGAAGGUCGUUGUACCAAUUGUCACAUUCAAAUGCAUUGGAGAGUCAAUCCAUCCUGAGUCGGAGCAUAAAGAAAGUCUCCAAGCCAUCCUGCGAUACUCUCUGUUCCAAACAGAAGAAGAGCUUCAUUCAGAGUUUAAAGCCAUCACACAAGAUUCCAGUGGCUCCACGGGAACACGAAUAAUCAUCUGGAAUCUCUGCAAAGAAUCUGAGUUUGACUUUGAGACAGACCAUUAUGACAUCCAGAUUCCAGAUGUGUAUGAGGGUGAAAAUGACAAAUACAAGCAAUCCUUGCGAGCAUACUGUAGUGUCCUCUACUUGAAGCCAAGAAUGCAGAUUAUCAUUCGUGGACAGAUAGUGACAACUGAGCUGAUUGCUAAAAGCCUAGCACAUCCUGUCACAGAGAAAUACAUACCCAGCUUUCUCAAGGAAAAGAGAAGAAGUAUCCCGAUCACAUUUGGAUUCAACCCUAAGAGUCAAGAACAUUAUGGUGUCAUGAUGUACCAUAAAAACAGGCUCAUCAAAGCCUACGAGCGUGUCAGAUGCCAAAAUAGGGCAAAUAAGAAGGGAGUGGGAGUCAUUGCAGUGAUAGAGUGCAACUUCCUCACGCCAACCCAUAACAAGCAGGACUUUAACAACACAGAAGAGUACAGAUCAACCAUGAAGACUUUGGAUAAGAAGCUAGAAGAGUAUUGGAAUGUGAUGUACAAUAAAAUAGGUCAAAACGGCACAGUACCUUUGGAGAAUAUAUUGGAGGAUCCUAAACAGAACUGGGUUCAGUGUGAUGAUUGUCGAAAGUGGCGUAAACUCCCAGAUGUCACUGACAAGGAUAAGCUCCCUGAAAAAUGGUUCUGUCGAAUGAAUUCAGACAAAAGAUUUAGGAGCUGUGAUGAACCAGAGGAACCUGAAGAUUCUGAAGAUGAAACAUACCAACAGGAAAAGAAAAACCUUAAAGUACAGCAGAAACUUAAAAAACAGCAGAUGGAGGAAGAGAAGAGAAAUGCAGAGAUUAAAGAUUUGACAAGAGCAGAAGAAAAACUUUUCAGGGAAUUACGACAAACACUCAAUCCAAAGUUUCUUCACACCAACUCUACCAGCCACACCUGGCCUUUCAGUGCCAUUGCUGAGCUGAUAGACAAUGCCUACGACCCAGAUGUUAGUGCCAGGCAGUUCUGGAUUGAUAAAACGAGGAUUAGAGAUCAAGACUGUCUUACUUUCAUGGAUAAUGGAGCAGGAAUGGAUUAUAACAAAAUGUACAAAAUGCUUAGUUUUGGCUUCAGUGAUAAGGAGACGAUAAACGGCCAUGUCCCCAUCGGUUUGUACGGCAAUGGAUUUAAGUCAGGCUCCAUGCGCUUGGGAAAAGACGCCAUUGUGUUUUCAAAGAAGAAAGAUUCUAUGUGCGUGGGCAUGCUGUCACAGACGUACCUUCAAAAGAUUCAAGCGGAGAACAUUGUCGUACCAAUUGUCACAUUUAAACGCACCGGAGAGUCAAUCCGUCCUGAGCCACAGCACAUAGAAAGUCUCCAAGCCAUUCUUCAGUACUCUCUGUUCCAAAAAGAAGAAGAGCUGCUCGCAGAGCUCGAGGCCAUCAACACACACCUUUCCAGGGAUUCUACAGGAACGCGAAUAAUAAUCUGGAACCUCCGCAAAACAUCGACAGGCAAAUCUGAGUUUGACUUUGAGGUGAACCGUUAUGAUAUCCAGAUUCCAGCUGAUGUGUUUGAGAGUGAAAAAGAGCAAUACAGGCAACCCUGUCAUGUAUUGCAGUCGAGCCCAGAGAGUGACUUCUCCUUGAGAGCAUACUGUAGUGUCCUUUACUUGAAGCCCAGAAUGCAGAUUAACAUCCGUGGAUCUAAAGUGAAAACUCAGCUGAUUGCUAAAAGCCUGGCACACAUUGUGAAGGAUAAAUACAAACCUACCUUUCUAAAUAAAGAAAGAAUCUCAAUUACAUUUGGUUACAACACCAAGAGCAAAGAGCAUUAUGGAGUCAUGAUGUACCAUAAAAACAGACUUAUCAAAUCCUAUGAGCGUGUCGGAUGCCAAAACAAGGCAAAUAACAGGGGAGUAGGAGUUAUUGCAGUAAUCGAGUGCAACUUCCUCAAGCCAACACAUAACAAGCAAGACUUCGACUAUACAGAUGAAUACAGAAGAACCAUCACUACUUUGGGUUUGAAGCUAGAAGAGUAUUGGAAAGCGAUUCGCCAUGCAAAAGGUCUCAACAGCACAGUACCUGUAGAAGAUAUACCGAAAAAUCCUGACCAGAACUGGGUUCAGUGUGAUGACUGUCAGAAGUGGCGGAAACUUCCAGAUGGCAUAGACACAGAUAAACUCCCUGAAAAAUGGUUCUGUCGAAUGAACCCUGUCACAGAGUACAGGGGAUGUGAUAAACCAGAGGAAGCUGAAGAUUCUGAAGAUGAAUCAUCAACCUGCUUGAAAGAAUACAAACAGCAUGAGAAAAGUCUGAAAAAACAGCAGGAGCAGAAGAAAAUGCAGGAACAACAGAGAAAUGCAGAGCUGGCUCAACAGAAUGAAGAUCUCAAAAGAACACAGGAAAACCUUUUGCGUAAACUCCAGCAAACAGGCCCUUCCUCGCCCAGUACACCUACAACUUCAAGAGCUGCUAGUACAGCCAGGAGCUCUGUUGAUUCCACACCUAUCAUGCGAUCUACCUCCAGCCCCUUAGACAACAUGCCAAUCAUUACAGAGGUCACAUCCCUCUCCCGUUUUACAAGGAGAAAGAGAAGUCUAGGAGAGCGAAGCGAGGGCAAAGCUUUGAAGAAAUCAAGACUACUUAAUGACUACUGUAACAACGCACCCGAAAGUCCAUCAACGUCUGCAUUUAUAUCGGAUCUUCUGACCUCACAGAUGGAGAUCCCUGAUAAUAAUGGCAGUACUGAUAAAGAGGAAGAAGAGAGCAACACUGAUGAUGAUGAUGAUAUUGUUAUUGAUGAGACGAAGAGCACGCCAAGACCUAAAACCUUUAACCUUGCCAAGGUCAAGUUAGAAAGAAGUACAAGUAAUGAUGUGCAGUACAGUGAUGAUGUUUCCAUGGAUACACCUACCACUGAAGGUUCCAGAAAUGCAACAACGAAUCCAUCAACUUCAAAUGUCAGCAUGACAACCCAGACAGAAUGUAAUAUGAUUGUAAAGACGGAAGAUGACCAACAGAGAAAAAUAGAGAAAGAUGAGAUAAAGGAAAAAGAUAGUGAUGCCACAGGGAUUGAAUGCAGGAAGGAUAAAGGUACAGAAAUAAACAGGUCGAUCUCUGAAGACUCUAGAUGUAGAAGUGUAGAUAUAGAUAGACCAAGUUUCGCAGAAGGAAGUGAUAGAAGUACAGGUGGCCGAAGUCCUAUGCCUGAAGAACCAGCUAUGGACUUUGGUCUAAAUGUAUACAAUAUGCCAACCCUAGAAGCCCAGAAACAACAGGACAGUCUUCUGGAACUCAUGGAAGCCACGGCCAAGGAAAGAGAAGAGUAUAAGAUGCAAGCUCAGUCUCUCGCCCUGCAGCUGAAGGACAAAGAAUGUGAACUGUUAAAGCUCACUGUUAAGAAAGAGUUUAGCCAUAAAAACAUUCAGACCGAUCCAUUAGAGGAGAAGGACUACAAGACUCUGUACUUAGAGGCGACACAGCGCAAUGAACAGCUCACAAAAACAAUAAAUGAGAUGAAGAAAAAGCAAGAGGAGAUGUUGCUGCAAAUGAAAGCUGAAAAAGAAGCACAGGACAGAAUGAAAGCUGAGGAUGCAGGCCACUCAGCCACGCCAAAUGUGGAUGAUGAAAUGGCUCUUCAGGUGGAUUUUCUUCUGAGAGAGCUAGAUCAGCGGAAUGCAGAAUGUCAUGAAUUAAAAAUAAAGGUGGAAAGCUUGGAACAGGUGAAAGCUCGUUGCGAGCAGUUGCAGAGAGACUUGGAUCAAUUGAGAAAAGAGAAAGUGGAGUGCACGAAUGGACCAGAAAAGAAUAGGACCGAUAAAGCCAGUUCAACACAAACAGCACAGCACAAUACUGUGGACGCCUCUGCAAACCGUGCAAAUCAAAUCAUAGAGAACAAAGAGACCAAUGAAAAUACUGCAGGGGGAGAGAACACUGUGACAAAUGCAAAGUUAAGACAGCUGAGGAGCAGUGUCGCUCGUCUUCUGGUCACAUUUGUUCCUGCUUUGGAUCCUGAACAAGUCAACUAUGACUGUGAGGUCAUAGAUGAGAUUCUUAACCAGGUUAUACAGGAGAUCUCUCCCACUCUCACCACUUCAACGUAGAGCUACUUUGUCACCAAAGCAUUCAUGUUCAAGUUAAUGCUUAAUUUAAAGAGAUGACAAAUGUUCCUAUUUUGUUGUUGUUUGAAAAUAUUUCUAAAGUUUUUCCAUAAAUAUGUCAAAUAAUGUUUUAAUUGCUAACUUUGUUGUGCAACUUUCUGGAGACCAAGAUACAUUUCUACUCAUAAGAAUGAAGAUGAUCAGUUUCCUGAUCAAUUGUUUAUUAUUUUUUACCAGCAGUUGUUGUGCAAUGUUUGCAUUUUACAAGUUCCUUUUUGUUGUUAGUUAUUAAUACAUUUUUAAGUCACAAAGGCCUAUUAAACAGAAAUGUUCUGUUGUUUCAUGUUAACAGUUAAAUAUAAAAGUAAUUUUAUCCUUGACAUUGGAAAGAUUGUUAGCAGUAUUGUAGUAAGUGUUGUUCAACUUGUAAAGAAAAUGUUAUGUUGAUACGAUUGUACAUGGUGUGUUUAUUGAAAAAAUAUUAUAUGAUUAAUACAUUUUGUAUUUCUUUAAAAAAAUCCUGUUCGCUUGAGAUAUUUUUGCAAAAGUUUAUUUUGGGUCGGUUGCCACAGAUUUCAGAUAAAUUCACAAAAUAUACUAACGAAUUAAAAUAAAUCCCAAUGGGGCGUUUCCUGGACAGGGAUUAUUUUAAGGACUAGG
Misgurnus anguillicaudatus (oriental weatherfish) is the source of this 5368-nucleotide messenger RNA. RefSeq names its product MORC family CW-type zinc finger 3a (gene morc3a). Gene Ontology annotation, cellular component: PML body; nucleus. NCBI's taxonomy places the organism in Eukaryota, Metazoa, Chordata, Actinopteri, Cypriniformes, Cobitidae. The record is from RefSeq and is a predicted model, not a curated record. Gene Ontology annotation, molecular function: zinc ion binding; ATP hydrolysis activity.